Molecule: messenger RNA, 705 nt
Organism: Carica papaya (papaya)
Lineage: Eukaryota; Viridiplantae; Streptophyta; Magnoliopsida; Brassicales; Caricaceae
Source: RefSeq, a predicted model, not a curated record
UGUACAUUAUAUAGUUAUAUAUAUACACAUAAUAUAAUAUUUACAUCAACCCAUCUUAUCCUCUCUUUGUUUCUCCCGGCAUCACGAGCUUUAUAUAUAAACCCACUAACGAUAAAGAAUUAGGAUUUUUAUUGUCUCUCUAAUCCUCUUUUAACUCCUCAUUACUCACCCCUUCUAUCUUCUUCUUCUUCUUAUUCUUCUUCUUUCCUCUCUUUCUUUGUUCUCUAUUAUUUUAAUGGCCGAAGAUCUAAGGAUCAUUGUUGAAAGGAACCCAUCAGAAUCUCGACUUUCUGAGUUAAACAUCAAGUGUUGGCCCAAAUGGGGAUGCAGUCCAGGAAAGUACCAGCUAAAGUUCGAUGCAGAAGAGACAUGUUAUAUAGUGAAAGGGAAAGUAAAGGCGUAUCAAAAAGGAUCAUCAGAGUAUGUUGAGUUUGGUGCAGGAGAUCUGGUUAUCAUCCCCAGAGGACUCAGUUGCACUUGGGAUGUCUCCAUAGCUGUUGAUAAAUACUAUAAGUUUGAGUCAUCACGGGUUAUGGAGAGGAAGAGGAAGGGGAAGAUGAUAUUUUCAGUCAAAGAAAGAUAAAGCAGUUAGUCAACACACGUUGCGUUCAAACUAAUCUUUUUCUUUAUGUAUUUUUUUUUUUUUAAAUGUAGAAAAGAACAUUCAAACUACUCUUUAAAUAAGCCUUUAAUAUUCUUUUGACU